AUGAUUUAUCACCUGAGUGCUGUCUUUGAUAGCAGCGCCGACGACGAUGCAGUUGACGAUUGUCCAGCCAAUCCACUGCCGAAACCGCCACCUACCACCGCUGAUAACAGGUUCAGUCGGAGCGCGCGCGGAGGUGCUGCUAAAGAAGAAGAAUAUGGAGGAAGAGGAGGUAACUGCGAUGCGGCAUGGAUCAGAAUCACAAUUGUAGAAGUAGAGUCGCGACAUUCUGCUAUUGCAUCGGCCAACGAAUUAACCUAUAAAGAUCGUCAACAAGGAAAAAGCGAGAGAGGGGGGAGGGAUGGAACAAGGGAUUCAACCAUAUUCAUUGCUCAUCUGAACUCAUUACUUAUUUAA
This is a messenger RNA of Strongylus vulgaris, 354 nucleotides long. The record is from the annotation of a GenBank genome assembly. NCBI's taxonomy places the organism in Eukaryota, Metazoa, Nematoda, Chromadorea, Rhabditida, Strongylidae.